AUGCUUCGCUCCCAUUCCCUGCAUUUUGGCAAUCCUGUGAUAUCAAAAUCUUUCUCUUUGAGGUUGUUCUCAAAAGUUGCCGAUAAUGCACCCUGCGCUUCCGAUAACGAGCGGUGGCUGAGAAACUUGCAGGAUCAAGCACAUAGGAAAGAGCAUUGUAUAGUCAAUCCCAACGAUAAAGCUAAUCAUAGCAGUGAUGACUCCCAGACGCACAAUUAUGUGACUCGUGAAGAGCGCCCCAACGAAACGGACUUCUUCAAGAUAGUGUCUACUCCUCCAGAUUCAACGUUCAUCAACGUUAAAGCACCGCUAUCUAAGUUCACGUCUGUUAACUAUGUGAAAAAGAACCAACAUCAUAUAUCUAAAAAUCAGGGCCUCGUUGAUUUACGAAUCAUCAAAUGCAAGAGUGGCGUUGGAGGUAAUGGCAGUGUUUCGUUUUUUCGCGACGCAGGUCGAGCUAUUGGACCUCCCGAUGGGGGCGACGGUGGUAAGGGCGGUAGUAUUUAUGUUCAGGCUGUAAGGGGCCUGAAUAGCUUGGCAAAGCUCAAGACAAGCUAUAUAGCUAGCAACGGAGCUGACGGUGCUGCAAAUCAACUUGAUGGCGCCAGAGGAAAAGACGUUUUGAUAUCUGUGCCUGUUGGUACAGUCGUCAGGCUGGCUAUGGAUCCGAAAGUAGUUCGAAAAAUUAUCGGUGAGUCCGAAGGGUCUACAGAGCAACCUAUACGUCAAGUUCUCGAUAAUGUGGAGGUUGAAUUGCAUUGCACCGGCAAAUUCAAGAUGGAUCAAAGACCAACCGACAUUCAGCUAUUUCGUAACGCUUACAGCGGCGGUGACGGGUGGAUCUUUAAGGGCAAAGAUAAGGAAUAUCAUUUGAGCAAAGCGUGGUUUACAGAAUUGGACGAAAAGGUCAAAGUUUAUGAAGAAGAGCAAACAGAAUCAGAAACCAAUGAGGAUAAAUUUCCCCUGAGGGGCCUUGACCUUAGUAUACCUCCAGAGAAACCUGUUUGCAUCUUAAGAGGGGGUAGUGGCGGCUUGGGUAACAUGCAUUUUUUGACCAACAUGAUUCGAAAUCCAAGGUUUGCCAAGUUGGGACGAGCAGGCUUGGAACAGUUUUUCAUUUUCGAGAUGAAAACGAUCGCGGAUUUGGGCCUUGUGGGGCUUCCGAAUGCGGGGAAGUCCACGAUUCUCAAUAGGAUUUCUAACGCUCGUCCUCGAAUUGGUCACUGGGAGUUUACGACCCUUCACCCUAUAAUAGGAACAGUUAUGAAAGAUGCCGUGACAACCUCUUUCACCGUUGCUGAUAUUCCAGGAAUAAUAGAGGGUGCAUCGAAAGACAAAGGCAUGGGAUUGGAUUUUUUACGACACACUGAAAGAUCUAAGGGUUGGGUGAUAGUUUUGGAUUUAUCUCGACCAAACCCUCUCGAUGAUCUCAAUAUUUUACUGCAUGAGUUGGGAGGCAUCAAAAGAGUCUCGAAGAAAAACGUCCUAGUUGUUUGCAACAAGGUUGAUGUCAAAAUGAUUCAAGACGACACAGGAUACAAUAGGUUUAUUGAAUUGAAGGAGUUUUGCCUCAAAAACAAUUGGGACAUCGUUCCAAUAAGUGCUCGAAAAGGAGAUAAUAUCGACGUACUUAUUGAGAAAAUGAUGACUUGUGCCAGGCUUACUUAG
Molecule: messenger RNA, 1668 nt
Organism: Lachancea mirantina
Lineage: Eukaryota; Fungi; Ascomycota; Saccharomycetes; Saccharomycetales; Saccharomycetaceae
Source: the annotation of a GenBank genome assembly